AUGAGGGGAACAAAAGCGAUCACUCUCGGUCCAAAACCGACCAAGGCAUGCGUCAACUGCCGCAGAUUAAAGAUGAAAUGUGUCGUGGACGGGACUCCUCCAUGCCGCCGAUGCCGACACACGAAGGCUAUUUGUGUCUUCAGACCAAGAUCUAAUGCAGCAUUAGCAGUUCAUGACGUGGUGAGACUGCAACAAGAUACGCCAGAAAGGAACCAAGACAUCGAUGCGAUUCUUGGCCGUCUGAAUAGGAUUGAGAGUGCCUUGGGCUUUAAUAGAGAAAGCAGCUCCGUGACAGCAGACAGUCCUGACCCAGAUCAGGAUGAAAGGUCUGAGAACAUAUCUCUGCGCGCCCUCUGGAAGGCCAUCAAGCAUCUCAAACAGAUUACACGGCCUGCCCAGGAUGAAGCUCUCUGGUCACGGCCAGUAAUCAAGCAUCUGUGGUAUUCGUUUCUCAAUAACCUACCCCUCCUCCAUUUCUUGAAGGAUCAGAGUGCUUUCGCAUCACCGUCUCCCCUUUUACUUGCAUCAGUUCUAUUCAUAUCCGCUCUUCAUGGCCCGUCCAACGAUCUAUCGGAGUUUACGAAAGGAUACUUUGUCGCCCAGUGUUGCGCAAUCGCCGAGCUUGUCAACCCAGUGCCAUACACUCCUCCAUGGGAGAUAUUUAGUAACAGCACAGAAGACCCUGAUCGAUCCUUAGGUACUACGGAUGAUUCGCUGACUUUUCAGAACAUCCUCGGUCUAAUUAUGGCCAGCUUGGGCUCAGAAGCUUAUGUGCCAACCACUGGUACAUGGAUAGCCAUCGCGUAUCGCCUCUUACUCGAUCACACGCCGCGCGAAGUUGAUAAUACGACUCACGACUGGGCUGGACUGUUCUCAGGUCUCCAGGUAAUCGAUAUUGAGCACGCUUCCAUGCACAUGUGUUGUCCCCUAUUACCUGAACAACCACCCCUAUCCACCCUUGCCCAAUUCAACGCCCGCGAAGAAAAUGCUUUCCAUGGCCUCAGCCAAAUGAUGCAUCACGGACUCAGUCAUUUUGUCGGAAGAGGUCUCCCCACUAUAUGGUCUUUUGUAAGCGCAAAAGAGCGUGAGGUCCUCUCGCCAAUCCGGACACCUUUCACCGAUGAAGAUGCACGGGUUAUCCGCCUUUGGGCCCGGAAAUUGGACGACUGGCUAGUUCGAUAUAAUGCUGCAUCUCAGCCAUCCCCUUCUGAUCGCCAGGGCAUACUCAUCCUCCUACAAUACCAUCUACACAAACUAUACGUCCUAUCCAUAUAUCAUCCGGCCAGAGGAUUCGAUCUAGGUUCUACGGAUAUCGCACCAGCCGAAAGACACGAACUACUAGUCUCAGCCCGUGCAGUUCUGCGGCUUCGUUUAGACGACGCUAGUAUAUGGUCCAACUGGGAUCUGAUAAUGGUAACAUUCGCAGCCAUGCUACUACUCCGAGGGAUCGAAGACGGCGUACUACACCAAGACGACCUUCAGCUAAUUGAAAAGCAUAUCGACAGCCUGAAAAGGAACCAUUCAUCCGUGCCAAGCAUCCAUAGCAUACUGGCUGAUCGACUCGAGUCGGGCCUACAGAGCAUGCAUACACCGCCUGAGAUGGGACCCGAUUUUGCAUUCCCCGCUCCGGAAGAGGAUUAUUCCUGGGCGAUCUUUGAUCAGGAGAUUUUGUCUCUGGCGAACCCGCCGUGGCUGUAUGAGAGUAUUUCUUCCCUUGGGGAGAUGCCAAGAGCAGAUGAGAAUCAGGGUGGGUUGUCGGCGCGAUUGGAGUAUACUGCUUUGGGGCAGGGGGGUGCGGAUGCUCUGGGUGGGGGUGAUAUCGGAUAUAAUUGA
Molecule: messenger RNA, 1833 nt
Organism: Aspergillus tubingensis
Lineage: Eukaryota; Fungi; Ascomycota; Eurotiomycetes; Eurotiales; Aspergillaceae
Product: Zn(II)2Cys6 transcription factor
Exons: 8
Coding region: 1-1833 (610 amino acids)
Biological process (GO): regulation of DNA-templated transcription
Molecular function (GO): zinc ion binding; DNA-binding transcription factor activity, RNA polymerase II-specific
Source: RefSeq, a predicted model, not a curated record